This is a messenger RNA of Ornithodoros turicata, 2325 nucleotides long. RefSeq lists its product as uncharacterized. The record is from RefSeq and is a predicted model, not a curated record. Bases 703 to 1935 code for a protein of 410 amino acids. NCBI's taxonomy places the organism in Eukaryota, Metazoa, Arthropoda, Arachnida, Ixodida, Argasidae. The transcript is spliced from 2 exons.
GCUGCUAAACUGUUCGCAACGAACGAGGCGUACAGGCGAAGAAGAAGUCACAGGCACCACGAGCCACGACCUUGGAAGCGUGCUCGGUCUGGCUCGAACACUUGCCGCUUUACUGCCUUUCGCGGGUUUAUUUUUCGUGCUUGCGUACAACCUAUUCCUGAGCAGUGCAACCCUUACCAGCAGGAGCCGUAUGCGCACUCCUAUUACUACGAAGGCGUCCAGCCAUAUCGGCAGCCCAGCAACGUUCUGCGAGCCCUUCCGAACAGUGUCAACAAGCGUCCGCUAUUAGACGAUAGGAGGACGCCAGAAAUACCGGCAGAAAGGUCGGAUGGAAAAAGUUCAAAGCACAGACGACGCCACUCUGACAACAGAACGUCGAGGAAACGUUCAAGAAGAGGGAUUAGGCGGUCUCACGGUGUAGCUGCCUCACAAGACGCCGAAUUUACGAAAGCCGAAACUGUUGCUGUCAAUGUCGAAAAAGAUUCGCCAGAAGCUGCUGCUGCACGCAGGAAGCGGUUGUUGUCUGCUGUCAGCGUAGCCGCGAGGAAUUCGUCGUCUGCUAACGUAAGCAGCAAAGAAGGUUCAUCUCAUAGUGCGGCGAGGGACCAAGCUAGGCCUUCGGAGUGUCCUGUCUCUCGACUCUCGGAGUAUCCCGACACUCGACCGUCUAGAGUAGACUCUGGACUCUCUAGAUCUCGGAGUAUGAAUUCUACCGAGAAAUUUGCCUUAGUAAUGGAUAGGUCUAGUAUCAAGGCCUCCAGCAGCACUGCGAGGAAAAGCAGCAAACAUUCUGGUGGUAGCAGUGGAUACAGGAACGUCGAGCAAGCUACAAUGUUGAAUGAAAACGUUGUUCCGCGUCGAAAAAGGGAUCGCACCGAGCAGACAAACAACGAAUUAUGCUCCGUUGACGAUGCAUUUGCUUACGAAUACUUGGACAAACGUUUGGAUCGCGAACACAGAGCAGUGGAGCAUUCCGACGGACGUCGCAAGAAGUGCAAACGACGUCGCAGAAGUGCCUCGAAAUGCAGCAGCAAGGUUGCCAGCACAGCCGAAACCUCGCAAGAAUUAUGUAAUGUUGCAACAGCAUGGGACACCACAUCAUCAAAGGCCAUGUUGGAAAAAUGCACGUCCACCGACGACCUGGCACAGCAGACUGAUGAUGCCAGGAACAACCUGCUGGCAGGACGCACAAGUAAAGAUGCAGCGUCCUCAAACAGCCAAAGGGACGUCGUCGGUAAAGUUGAGAAGUGGUUCAGUGAUUCCGUUCCCUAUAGCCCAACCCAGGAGCUAGAAAUGGAUGAGGAGACUGUUUCACUGCCUUCCGAAGCCACCGGAGCAGACAGUUGCGACAUCGCUUCUACUGUCCUGGAUAUGUACGACUUGGACCUGCCCACUACAGACCAUAAGGAAUCGGUCCCUACUCUCUUGCCCGAUGAUAGGAAAGCCGUACCAGCGGACACUCUUAAUGGCUGGCAGAACCCGUGCAAGGAUCAGCAAGAACCUCCUCGUAUGGUGACAGCUGCAGGGAGCUACCAAGUACUGCAGCAUGAAGCCGGUUGCAAAUGUAAUUCCAUUUUAUCGGAGGUGCACUUUGAGCUGGACGUUUACACAUGUUUGUUGGUCUUGGAUGUGUGUGCUGAUCAGUCGACAAAAGAUAAUGUCUUUCAGCUGUAUGCAGAGGCAAGGAAAGUUUGUUGCAAGGAACCAUACUUGAAUGAGAUAAGGCACUUGGUUCGUGCGGCCAUUGAGAGCAAGCGCUCCGUGCUGAAAACUGGGACCAACGUGCUGAGGAAACUGGCCAAGAUCGAGUGGUCCAUGUUCCCCCGUCAUCCCGGGCUGCCUGGGGUUAGUGUAGCCAUCCAGGAUCUUCAGGAUCGUAACCCCCAAGUGCCCUGCAGCGUGCAUUUGCCAAGAGCAACACAUGGCAAAUGCUAGGCUUUUUGCUUCUUUUUUUCUCAAUCUGUUCACUGGCUUUCUUUUGUGUACUUUGUCACAUGUGAAAGGAUACAAAAUGUAACAAUGUCAUGUUUGACAGACAACAUGAACACUCCUUGGCUUAUUCUUAGCCUGGACACUUAAAACUGGAAGGUGAAAAAGACAGGUUGAUGUGUGUUCAUGUUGGGGGGUAUGAAUUUGUGUUGCCUUUCUGCUUUUCCAGUAUAUUCCUGCUGUAUGGCUCCUCAACUGCAAGAGCAGUGGGACGCUAUUGGCUAAUGUCAUAUAAUUCUUUUUUUUUUUUACAAAAUAGCUGAAAAUCUAUUAAUGCAUUAAUAUAUUACAUCAUGGUGUCUCUGCCUAUUAUGGAAAAUAAAUGUAGGAAUACCA